CCUUAACCACUGUUUUCUAAUCGGACAAGGAGACCUAGGCCCAGAAUAUUUGCAGGGUUUCCAUCUGACAUCAUAAUUCCCAGCACUCACCACACUCAGGCACACAAUGCAACACUCCUGACCACCUUACAGAAACAUGAUAGCUCACCCAGCACCAAUUGCAAAAAGAGCUGUCUGUGCAAGGAGGUUUAGUCACGACCUUGGCUUCUGGUACUUGAAUAGGUUACACCUGCGGCAAUGGUAAGUGAUGAGAUACAAUGCCUUCAAUCCCAUACUUAUGACCGAAAAGUCUGACUUGGUUUUUAUCCUUAGGCGCUCGAGCAGGACCUCAAAAGCAACCCGCCAUGCCAUCCCCGUGCGGUUCGUCUGAUAAGUCCAAAGCCUAGUUGUAUUCAUGCUGACGUGUUUGCUUGAUUUCCCCAGUGUGCUAUUCAAGGUGAGUUCCGACUUCUGAUAACAGCGGUAACUCCAUGCGCCAGAAGCACGUGUAUUUACACCAGCCGUCAGACUGCUUGACCAGGAACGGGUAUAACGAGGACAAGUGUUCCAAGCUCGUCGAUGCCCUAUACGAGUGUUGCCAGGCAUUCUAUGAGAGGAACGGUAACGAUGCAGUGACGGCCAGCUGCCCCAAGGCGGAGCUGUUGCGGUUGAAAAUGGAGCAGAGGAGAAAGGGCAUUCGUUGAAGGUGAAGGGCAUGUAUCACACAUCCAGAUAUGUCCACCUGCAUGACCCCGAAAGGCGUCAGGCAACUUCAAAGGAGGGUGCUGGAUUUCCUCUAGGCGAUCAUUGAGCGCGCGUGAGGCCCCGUGGACCUGAACAAGCACUGAUGGUCUUGUUCCGAGACUCUAAUAUGAAUGCCUU
This is a messenger RNA of Canariomyces notabilis, 861 nucleotides long. RefSeq names its product DUF1903-domain-containing protein. The transcript has a single exon. NCBI's taxonomy places the organism in Eukaryota, Fungi, Ascomycota, Sordariomycetes, Sordariales, Chaetomiaceae. The record is from RefSeq and is a predicted model, not a curated record. Bases 471 to 683 code for a protein of 70 amino acids.